Messenger RNA from Hypoxylon trugodes, 2183 nucleotides. RefSeq lists its product as uncharacterized. Gene Ontology annotation, molecular function: zinc ion binding; DNA-binding transcription factor activity, RNA polymerase II-specific. The record is from RefSeq and is a predicted model, not a curated record. Gene Ontology annotation, biological process: regulation of DNA-templated transcription. NCBI's taxonomy places the organism in Eukaryota, Fungi, Ascomycota, Sordariomycetes, Xylariales, Hypoxylaceae. The coding region runs from base 278 to 1609 and encodes 443 amino acids. The transcript is spliced from 2 exons.
AUCCACCGUUAUACCGUUGGUUCGGUCCAACUUAAACCUUCUUAACUCUUUACUCUAAUUAAGAAUUAAGCUUGUUGCGUCAACUUACAUAAUAUCUUUUUUCUCCUUUCCUCUUUUAAUUCUUUGAAGCCAAGAGAUAAUCAUCACUGUUUUAUCUUUUAUAGUAAUGCAUCAAGUUGGCCACCUGCAACUUUCGUAUAAUCAUUUUAGAUAAUCCCAAUCACAAUACUUGGGCACCUAUAAGUUAGGUGACUAAACAACUAAUGUUGCGUACGAGAUGGCGACAAACUCACAUGCACGAUCAAGUUUGCGGCGUACAGCUUGUGACCGGUGUCGACAUUCAAAAUUGAAAUGUUACCGUGAUGAAAAUCGUCAAGAAUGUGCUCGUUGUCUACGACUGGAGUUACGCUGCGAAGUUGCACCAGCUAAACCUCCAGGACGACCUCGAAAAACAGUCUCGACACCUACAACAAGCGAAUCAAUAAAUCAUGCCGGUGUUGCAUCUCCCCAAUUCCUAAGAAAUGAGAGUCAAAGCCCUUCUGAUGUUCGAGUUGACCCAUUGCUGGAUCAAAACAUGGAGAAUUCGUCUCCAGUGUUGGAUGAUUCUCAGCGGGGGAGCACCUUAUUCCACCAGACACCAAUGCCGUCACACAUGAGCGUAAAUGGCUUCAGUUUAACGACAAUGGCGCAAUUUCCUGAUGUUCGGAUCCCCGAAUGGUACGAAACAACAUGUUUCGACUCUGGACCAUCUCCCGGGAGAGACCCCUUAGAUGUGCACAAUCUCUUCACGGUGAAGUUGGAUAGACACGAAUGUCUCAAGGAGCUUUCCCAAUUGAAUGUGGAUCUUCAUGUUCAAUGGGAGGCUAUACAGGAGUUGGCGCGAAGCGGGAGGAUAGACUUUGCUACCUUCUGUAAUCACCCACCUCCUUCAACUGGUGAUGGGGUUUCCCUGGCUGAGAAAUUGCUUAUUAUGUCUCAGAGAUACCAACAGGCUAUAACGAACCUCAACUGGGUCGUCAAGAACGAGCCUAAACCGUUACAUCCAACGAGCCCCGUCGUAAUCGACGACGAUUUUGUACUCGACCCUUUACUCCAUAUUGAUCAAGCUAUGCAAUCCUCGUCGAGUGGAGGAGAAGGAAGCAGCCAAAAUACCCCCGGGGAUAGGGUAACCACACAAAAUGGCCUACUCGAAACACCAUUUGCCUGCGCACUCGUGAGCUGCUACGUGCAAAUCGUCAGCCUAUGGGAGAUCAUGUUUGUCCACGUACAGAAGAGAAUCGAUGGCGCUGAUAACAGCCAAGUUCAUGUUUCCGAUCCCGAUAAGGGGAUUCGAAUGGGUUCAUUCUUCAUAUUCGGUGGUAGAUUACAGUCCAUGUUUUACUGCCAAGCUGUUCUCUACUUCCUUGAUAAUAUCGAUCGAGGCCUAGGCAUCCUUCCGGAACAGAGAAAACCUGGUGCAUCGGGUCUUUUAUCCCAUCCUCAACAUUUUAAUCUGCUUCAAAAGGAAUUGGGUGGCCAGAUCAAGGAGGGAGAACCUGAACGUCUUCGCGUGUUGAAGGACUUAGUUGAGAAAACUAGGCUAUUCUCAUUGCAUGAUGUGGGGUGGUAGAUACCGCGAAUUCGUUGCUGGUCACCGACGACGCGUGUCGUUAAAUGCGGCGUCAAGACAUUGAGCCGCGGAAGCGACGAAGUCGAGACACAUCGACCGCUAGGGGCUAUUCGCGCGUCAAAUUAACUAAACAAUAUGAUGGAACCUAUUCGUUACGUAACGAGAGUCCUCAUAGUUUUCGUGGCCGACGUUGCGAUUGCAUUCCUUAGCACGGGAUGUUCCCAAAAGUCGGUUAGAGUUCCUCGUCGCGGACCGCUUUAUGAGAUACCACCAACAAAAUAUCGCAACCCGGAAAUCUUGCAAAUAGAUCUUCAAAAUCCAUGUGGGGAUAUUUUCUUAAUCAUCCAGCCGAGCCUCCCACCGGUGAACGACAUGGCAUGAUUCCACCUUCUAUACCUUGGGAGCUUGGGAUGUUACCAUUCGGCUAAUGCUCUACCGAUCUCAUCGCUCGAAGGGAACACUAACCAAGCCCGACAUCCCAUGAUUCAAAACACACGGGACGAUAUAAUUACGAUUCUCAAUUGAAGAUUAUCGACAGUAUUUCGGCGCUCGUUUCCAAAUCACAGAACCAAGU